This is a messenger RNA of Kluyveromyces marxianus DMKU3-1042, 753 nucleotides long. It is a transcript of the gene MRPL15, whose product is annotated as mitochondrial 54S ribosomal protein mL57. NCBI's taxonomy places the organism in Eukaryota, Fungi, Ascomycota, Saccharomycetes, Saccharomycetales, Saccharomycetaceae. The record is from RefSeq and is a predicted model, not a curated record. Gene Ontology annotation, cellular component: mitochondrial large ribosomal subunit. Gene Ontology annotation, molecular function: ribonuclease III activity; structural constituent of ribosome. The transcript has a single exon. Gene Ontology annotation, biological process: mitochondrial translation; RNA processing. Bases 1 to 753 code for a protein of 250 amino acids.
AUGUCGUGCAUUAGACUAGGAAUUAAUUACGGUACGAAGUUUGGUGUGCGUAGUGUUACGUACCUGCAUACUGGUGCAAGAGUACGCGGUUUAAAGAGAGAUCCUAGUGAAUCGUUGAAGAAUCCAUAUGGGUUACACUUCAAUUCCUUAUUGAAGGACGGUCACGUUGCCACAGUCAGAAAGGCGUUGAACCUGGAAAAGUACGGCGCUGACUUGCCGGACGAGCUUCUUGCCCAAUGUCUAACACACAAGUCGUUUGCACAAGGUGUCAAGCCAUAUAAUCAAAAACUCUCGAUUAUCGGUGGUCACUUUAUCAAAUUUCAGGCAUGUCUAUACUCUGUCAACCAGCCGGUUUCCGACAGCCAAUUACAAAAAGUGGGAGCAGAAUCCAUAACAUCACCGGAAGCUGCCGGGAUAAUGGUGAAUGGACUUAACUUCGGCAUGCUAGGAAAAGGUGAGUCCAAGAUGUUGAUAUCAAAACAAACCAUGGCCGAAUUCAUUCAAAGAAGAGGUGUAGAUAAGUUAGUAUUCUGGAAUAAGAGAGAUUUGGAAAAAAAUCAUAUAUACAACGGUGAGUUUACGGUAUUGCAAACCGUACUAAACGCUGUGGUAGGCGGCAUAUAUCUCCUAAAAGGCCAAGAAAAGGCUGCAGAAUAUGUGACACAUGAACUAUUCAAUGGCAACGAUAACUCACUAACGAAAAUUUCGGAGCAACUACUCUCUAAAAGUGAAUCAACUGAAAAGAAUUUAUGA